Bacidia gigantensis is the source of this 2994-nucleotide messenger RNA. RefSeq lists its product as uncharacterized. The transcript has a single exon. Gene Ontology annotation, biological process: calcium ion transmembrane transport; intracellular calcium ion homeostasis. NCBI's taxonomy places the organism in Eukaryota, Fungi, Ascomycota, Lecanoromycetes, Lecanorales, Ramalinaceae. The coding region runs from base 1 to 2994 and encodes 997 amino acids. The record is from RefSeq and is a predicted model, not a curated record. Gene Ontology annotation, molecular function: calcium ion binding; calcium channel activity. Gene Ontology annotation, cellular component: membrane.
AUGGGAACACCAAGUGACGAGCUCCCUCCACCUCAAUUUACUCAUCCAAAUUAUUCCAACAACGGAGUCUUUGACUCGGACGAUGAGGGGACCCUCUCGAACGAAUACGAUCGGCCAGAACGAGUCCCUACAAUUGAUCAGCAGGGAUUUCUAGGGGGCAAGACAUCUCAUUCGCAAUCAAAGGAGCAGGAGAUCAGAUUAGAAGAUGACUUGGCCAUGCUACAAGCCGAGAGGGUGGUGUCACGUUCUCAGAGUCACGGUCCGGAGGGUCUCCAUCGAUCCACGACUGUACACCGUUCGAGGUCUCGCCCGGAACCGAUUGACCAGUUCGAUGUCAAUACCAACCCAAUCCAUGAGAAAACCUCUGGUUUCCGACCGCCUGAGAACCCGACCGGACGAGUCGCAAAGACCUUCAAGAGGAUACACGACGCGAGUUUUCUGGUACGAUACUUCUGCUAUAUCGUACCGAUCGUGGUGCUCAUCUUAAUCCCUCUGCUAUUGGGAGCCCUGGUCUUCAGAAAAUCCACUGUUGGCGGUGUGCGUUUGCUGUGGUUCUGCGUAUGGCUUGAGAUAGUCUGGCUCACCCUUUGGGCCGGUCGAAUUCUGGCUCAGGCAUUGCCUUGGCCGGUGGGCCUUCUUUCCAGCUUAGCCACAAACAAUGAUAAGAAAUGGAGGGACAUGUGCAAGCAAUUGGAGCUGCCGGCCACGCUGUUCUUCUGGCAGUUGGGAGUCUUAAUAUCCUUCCUCCCUGUCAUGAUUCAUCACCAUCUCGAAGGUGGUCCAAAGAUGCUUCACUGGGAGGGUGUCAUGAACAAGGUCCUAGUCUCGAUCUUCGUUGGAGCUACAAUUAAUUUCGCUGAAAAAAUCAUCAUUCAGCUCAUUGCCAUCAGCUUUCAUCUUCGCACAUAUGCUGAUCGUAUUGACAUCAACAAAUUCCAAAUUGGCAGUCUAACCAAGUUAUACGAGUAUUCCAAGGAGAAGAUAGCAAUGGAGGACUCAGAUUUCGAAGAACAUACCCCGCUAGCACCCGGAUCAGGGACACGAACACCGAUGCAAAUGCUUGACCAAGCACAGAAGAAGACUCGGAGCGCGUUUGGCAAGGUUGGUGAUGCGGCUGGGAAAGUUGCGGGCGACUUUACCGGCAAGGCUGUCACUAAAAGCACACAUCCAUGUCAGCUUGUGUUGCUACUACUAUCUUCCCCACAGCAAUCUCAAGUGCUUGCAAGACGGCUUUAUAGGACUUUCGCCCCGGAUGAUGCCGAGACUAUCACAGCUGAAGAGCUCAAAAAUGCCUUUGAUAAUGACGAAGAGGCUGACAGUGCGUUUGCUAUGUUUGACAAAGACAUGAAUGGCGAUAUAUCCAUGACCGAAUUAGAAGCUGUCUGUGUUGAAAUCGGCAAAGAACGCAAAGCGAUAACGGCAUCUCUGAAAGAUUUGGAUUCGGUGGUCGCGAAAUUGGACGCAGUACUUUCAUUCUUUGUGUUCGUUGCAACCGUUUUGGUGCUCAUCUCCCUCAUCUCCACCUCGGCUGCAGGCGUUUUGACGAGUGCUGGUUCCGCCGUACUGGCGCUCUCCUGGCUCCUUUCCCAAACUGCUCAAGAGUUCCUGGCCUCCUGUAUCUUUGUCCUCGUCAAGCAUCCAUUCGAUGUCGGAGAUCGGGUCACAAUUUAUGGCAACACUGGCACACUAGGAAAAGGUGAUGACUAUUUCGUCAAAGAAAUCUCCUUACUGUAUACCGAGUUUAAGAAGCUAGAGGGUCAGAUCGUGCAAGCUCCGAACAGCUACUUGAACACCCUGUUUAUCUUAAACAUGCGUCGAUCUGGUGGGUUAGCUGAAGCGGUGACUCUGACAGUCAAGUUUGGCACAACCAUUGAUCAGAUUGACGAAUUGAGGUCAAGACUUCUUGAGUACGUCAAGAGCGAGAAGCGCGAGUAUCAGCCAAACAUUUUGACGGAGAUUCGAGAAGUCGUUGAAGUUCAUGAAGUCAACCUCAACGUCAUCUUCUUUUACAAAUCUAACUGGCAAAAUGAGCUACUUCGUCUACAACGCCGGAACAAGUUCAUUUGUGCCAUGAUGAUCUGUAUGCAAGAAAUUGGCAUCGAAGGCCCUCGUCGUCGUAUUCCUGGCGCGAAGGACGACACUCCGUUCUACUACACUCACUCGGGAGGCCACAGUACAGACUUUCCAUCUACUGCUAGUGGCAAUGGCAGAGGGAACAUGAGCAUGGAAGCUGGAUCUGGUCCAUUUUCACCCUCCAGAUCUCAAGAAACAGGUUCUAUACAAGACUCUGGUAACAGCAUCAAUCGAAAUCGAUCCAUCAUGCGUCCUCAGGGAGCUGGACGUAGGCGUGAUGAGUCCGUUUCGGCAAUGGGCAAGCGAGUUGACUUUUCUCUCGGCAUGAAAGAUGUAAGCUCAGCUGAUCUUAUGGAUGACUUCAGCGAGAACAUCCAACCCAAACUUCCCAAUAUGCGAAGAAGCUCCGCUUCGCGAGCCCGUGAUGCACGUGAUCGUAUAAUCGAGGAAGAUGACGCUCAGCGGACGCGCCAAUCUAAGGAAGGCGGCCGCUUUUCCAUUGAUCGCUCGACUUCUCGUGCGAGCGGGAGUCGCUCACGAUUUGGCGUCAGGCGUGCCGAGACUGCAGGCUCUACAGCCUCCCAUGGCCAUCGUAAUCGCUUUUUCUCUCGCUCUAAGCAACGUGGUGACAACCAUGAUGAGGAAGAAGGCUUCAUACAGCAACCUAUGGCCGAUAUCCCAGAACUACCCCGUUCAGCAGCCACGAGGACUGACGCUCGCAUGGUUAGCCCAUUGGCAAUUCGACCGAGUAACGACACUGGCUUUUCUAGCCUACAACUAAGCGGUGGACCCGUGCAGCCUACAAGUAGCAAUGGCGGAGGAGGUGCAGGACCAGCAGCAUUCAAUGAUAGAAUGCAUCUAACACAUCCCGCGGAGCGCGAUAUUCAUGCCCAGGAUUUCGAAAUGAGAAGACUCACAUAG